AUGCCUACCGUCUCUUUUUUGCAGCUCACCUUCCAAUUGAUAGUCAUGGCAUUGGCUUCAGCCUAUGCCCAUGAUGCUCGAGCAGACACCGAUUUGCUCAGCACUCGUCAGCAGGGGAGCUUUGUCCGGUACUCUGGCUGCUUUGGAACCAUAAACUGGCAAUCCUCCCCCACCUCGUUCAACCUCACCGUCGCCUUUUCCAGGCGUCUCGACAAUGGGAUCAUCCCCUGCUCGGCAGCCUGCUCAACAUCGCGGCAUUUUAUUCUGUGGGAUCAGCAAUGUUUCUGCGCCCCCUCGAUAACAAUCAACACCACCACGGGGUACAUCCCCCAGCUAUCCGAAUGGGAAGCCACCGAAGGCGACUGCUGGCGCCUCUGCCGCGACGAACCAGGCGUGACAUGCGGCGGCUCGGCCCGCGCCGCGUUCUACGAGCACACUGACCCCCCCACUGUUCAAAACCCUGGCAUCGAACCCGUCCAGGGUUUCCACUGGUGGGGGUGUUUCGCCGAUUUCACACCUGAUCGUGUUCUUAGACGGUUUGCUGGUGCGAGUAACGAUAUGACGCCUACGAAAUGUGCGGGGAUGUGCGGGGCUGAGGCGAGGUGGGUGGGUGUGGAGUAUGGGAGGGAGUGCUUUUGUGGUGCGACGAUUGACAAUAGCUACAAGACGUUUGGGAGGAGGUGCGGGAGGGUUUGCGAGGGGGACGGGAGGUGGUUUUGUGGUGGGGGGGGGCAUUUGACGGUUUAUGAGAGAGAUGGGGCUAGGGGGGAUGGGGAUCCGGUUGGGGGGUAUGAUUAUCUUGGGUGCUAUCGUGAUCGGGUUAAUGGGACGAGGACUUUGGCCAAUGGACCGAAUAGCGCUGCGGAUAUGACGCUGGAGAAAUGUGCUGAGGGGGCUGAGAGUGGGAAUUGGAAGUAUUUUGGGGUCGAGUUUGGACGGGAAUGUUGGACUGGUAACUCCCUGUCGUCCGAGACCAUCACCGACCGUUGCAACCAACCCUGUGCUGGGAAUGGAGGACAAGCUUGUGGUGCCUCAGACAAGCUCAACCUCUACAUUCAACGAAACCGCCCGUCCAGAGUUUGCUCGGCAGCUUCGAAUCCGGAUGUCGAUGCCCUAGCAUGUGGAAUCCGGGGGUUCCCGGUGCCAGCUGGAAGCAGGCCAGUCACCUCGACAGAAACUACAGCUGCGAGAUGUGCUGCAGCUUGUGCUAGCGCUACGGGUUGCUCCAGCUCAGUCUGGGACAAGCUUUCUGGAGUGUGCCGACUUUAUGACACGGGCGUGUGGGCUAGUAUUGGAGACAGUGUUUCUACGGCAGGUUCUGACUUCAAGCAUGUCAUCGCCCAUGAUGCCGGAUGCUGGGUCUGUCAAGAUACAUCUUAGGCUCUCGAUGUAUUGUGGUUCUUUCUGUCGUCCUUGCCGAGGCCUACGACACUUGGCCUUUCAAGACGGUUCCUUUACUUUUUUCGGAUACCCCUAGCUGAUGCUCAACUUCUUGUCAGCUGGUGAACCAU
Podospora pseudocomata is the source of this 1511-nucleotide messenger RNA. RefSeq lists its product as uncharacterized. The transcript has 5 exons. The coding region runs from base 1 to 1380 and encodes 459 amino acids. Lineage: Eukaryota; Fungi; Ascomycota; Sordariomycetes; Sordariales; Podosporaceae. Gene Ontology annotation, cellular component: plasma membrane. The record is from RefSeq and is a predicted model, not a curated record.